GUUGCCUAUCGUUGAUUGUUUGACAAUGACACUGCGUUUUAAUUAUACAUUUUCUAAGAAAUGAUUUUAUUUUACACUUGUCUGUUCGCUUGCAUUUAUUUUAAUAAUCUAGUUGAGAGCUUGCAUUUCGACCGGAACCUGCGAAGAGGAUUACAGGGAAAUAAUAAAAACCAUAAUUUUGCCGACGCAUACUACUACAACACUGAUGCUGACUAUUCUUGGUCCAGAAAUGGAAAAAAUCUUGAGAAUGCUCAAGACUACGGCGCUUUCUAUGACACACAUAAACGCACAUCAGACCAAGAUCUGAAAGAUUUUAGUUCGUUCAGUGACGCUGAUUUUUCUGAAGCAUUGUCUAAGUUAUCCGAAAAUGAGCUAAAAAACCUAGACCGUCUGCUGGUCGAAGAAGAGAGUGUGGGUGAAGCCCCAUCCAAGAGAGAAGUUAAUUAUGGUAAUAGAGUACGGCGCUGCCAGAUUGAAUCAUGUUCAAACAACGGUGGAUUUUCUAGUGCAGGGGUUACAGGAGAUAGUGACCAGAUCGCGUCAUUAAGGUCUUGGUUUUCAAAAAGUAAAACAACGCAACCAACCGAAAAACCCACUACUUCCUCAUACACAAGAACUACAAGAAGAAAAACUCGGACAACGAGAAAACGCGCUUUGCCUAGGCGCACAAAAAAUACACCAGCAGCGAGAUUGCUCUCUAAUAAUAACGAUGCUGCUAGAUAUGGGCAAAAUUUAGAAGUGAAAAAUUUGAUCGAUCGAGAAAUUUUAGCUAGAAUCAGUAACAUGAAAAACCACCUUAAUAAGCGUUCCGAUGAAUCCACGUAUUCGCAGAUAUCUUCAAAGCGCCAGAAACGAGAACUCAAUCAAGCUGAUAAAAAACAGCAGAUCGAAAAUUCGGAAGUCGGAGGAACCCUUCGAGAUUCCUUUCCAGAACCAAACCAGGGUACCGCUUCAUUUCACACUCCCUUGGAACGGCUGGUCCGCGUUAAGAGACAAUCUGUUUAAAUUUGGCAUUUUUUAUCUGAUGCUUAUUUAUAUUGUUUUAUUUUUUACCUGCUUCCAUGUGUUCAUUUAAAAAAUAUACUUACCUUUGCAAACCUUCAAGCAACAGCGGUGUA
This is a messenger RNA of Wyeomyia smithii (pitcher-plant mosquito), 1118 nucleotides long. RefSeq lists its product as uncharacterized. The transcript is spliced from 2 exons. The record is from RefSeq and is a predicted model, not a curated record. NCBI's taxonomy places the organism in Eukaryota, Metazoa, Arthropoda, Insecta, Diptera, Culicidae. Bases 61 to 1005 code for a protein of 314 amino acids.